CGCGGAGGCAGCAGGAUGCCGAGGGCAGCUCUCCGACACGCGGCGUCCGUCUCUCCGUCUGCCGGCGUCCUUCCGCGGACACGGCAUUUUUAAACGCCCCCUCCUCCUAUUACUAUUUUUUUUUCCUUUUUUUUUCGUUUUCAACCCAAAAACUGGAUAUUUCCGAAAUGAAGCGCAUGAACGUGAGCAACAAGAAGUGUCCUCUGUUGUUGUCCCCGAUCUCCAGCAUCACCGGUCCUCCCUGUGGAUGGUUCUCUGACUCUUUGAUGUAGAGUUCUGUGGCGGACUACCAAACUUCUCCCUCUUUUUUCCUUCACCCCUUCUCUCGCGGUUUUCCUUCUAAUGAAACAAAGAUUUCAGGAUAGAUCAACUGUGGGAAAACCAGCGUGCUGCCAUCUGCUCCAAGCGGAAUAACCUUUCUUAGCGGUUAUUCGCCUUUACAAGCAUCUUCUCUGGGCCACGCUGGAAGUCAACCCCCAUGUGGCCGUCGGGAGCGGGCAACAGGCAGCCCUGCCCGCGGGAGUCAGCGCUGCGGAGAGCGGCUCUCAGCGGCAACAUCCUCGCCUUGCCACUGCACCACGUGCCCUCCGGCCGCAGCGUCCGCGUCUUCAUCUGUGCCAACCCUGACGACACGGAGGCUGAGAGAAACGCAUUGAAAGAACAUGUCUACCCCAAACUACGAGACUUCUGCAGGGAGAACUACGGCAUUGAAUUCCAGGUGGUGGAUCUGUACUGGGGCGUGGACCCAGAGGAAUGGGACAGUCCAGAGCUGCAGCGACUCCGAAUGAAGCUCCUGGAAGAAUGUCUGAAGACGUCAGCCGGACCCUGCUUUGUUGGUCUCGUGGGGGAACGGUAUGGCAGCAUCCGCGUGCCUGGCGAGGUGAACUCGGCAGAAUUUGAGAUGAUCCUGGACGCAGCCAUGGAGGCGGGGCUGGACACACACAUUUUGGAAGAGUGGUACUGCAGGGACGAAAACUCCGUGCCACCCGCAUACUACCUCAAACCCAAAGCCCAAAUGUUUAAGAACUUCCAGAACUCUAUGGAGUCCAGCAGCGCGGCCAAGACCAAGAACGACAAAGCCUGGAGGAGCGUGUCGGAGGAGAUCAAGAAGAUAUUCCGCACGGCGGUGCUGCAGCUUCAAGAGAAAGGGUCCAUGAAAAGCACUCAGGCCAAGAAAUUCCUUUGUUCUGCCUUGGAAGAUGAGUUGGACUUUGCUCUUGGGAAACAAACUCCUGCCUUCCUCAGGAAAUGUGUCUGCUACAUUCGCAAAAUCUCCAACUUCGACCGCUUUGCCAAACUCCCCGACAUGGCAAAAUACAUGGAUAUUGUCAUUAGCAGCGACCGCGUCAUGCGUAAUCAGGAAGCCUACGAACGUCUGCUGAAGGUGCGUGAUGAAUUCAUCCCCACCAUCGUGGCCGCCUCCAACCUCCGAGUCUACUCGUCGGUCACGCACUGCGACAUGAAGCUGGGCUACUCCCAAGAGGUGGAGAGCCACUACGUAGAAGGUCUGUGUAAACAGUUCUACGAGGACAUGGUGGACAUCAUUCAAGCCACGGUCCAGCAGAACUUUGACACCGAGUCUGACAAACUGUACGACGAGGUUUUACAACACCUGUCGCUGUGCAAAGCCUAUGCAUCGCUGUACACGUACAAGAGCGAGUCACUGGAUUACAUACAAGAGUACCUUCUGCCAUUCAAGGGGAGCAGAAUGAGCCCUCUGGUGGUGUACGGGGGGCCGUGCACAGGAAAAACAUUGCUGCUCGCCGAAGUCGCCAAACAGGCCUACACAUGGUUGCAGAAAGAAAUGGGCCCCGAAGCCGACCCUGUGGUUAUUAUCCGAUUUAUUGCCUCCAGCCAGCUCUCCACAGACCUACGCACCCUCCUCCAGAGCAUCUGUGAGCAGAUUGCAAUAAACUACCACUGCCUGAUCCACUCUUUGCCUAACAAGAUCCAGGAGAUGAGGGAGCUCCUCAUCAAUCUUCUCGGGGAAUCUUCUUUCCACAGGCCCCUUGUGAUUGUCCUGGAUGCUCUGGAGCAGCUCUCUGACGUUGAUGAUGCCCGCAAGCUGUGGUGGCUUCCUGUACACCUGCCACGAACAGUUCGCAUUGUGGUGUCUACAUUGCCCAAUAAGCACGGCAUCUUGCAGAAGCUCCGAAAUCUCAUCCUUGAUGAGGGAUAUUACGUGGAAUUAAUACAGAGAGACCGCAAGGUCUGCAGCCAAACACUGAAGCAGCAGUUACUGGGGGUACAGAGGAAGGUCACCUCAGGCCAGCAGAUAUACGUCAAUGAGGCGCUUGCCAAGUGCACACUACCCAUGUUUGUCAACCUCAUUUACAGAGAGGUAGUUCAUUGGCGGUCUCACAAAGAUGUGGAUGACAGGUCUUUGUGUUCCACGGUACAUGAGAGCAUAGAACAGUUAUUCUACUCAGUGGAGAACAAGCUGGGCCAAAGAUUCGUCUUCAGAGCAUUGGGGUAUAUCACAAUGGCCAAGGCUGGAUUAACUGAGGUUGAGUUAGAGGACAUCCUAUCCCUGGAUAACAUAGUCCUUGGUGAUGUCAUUGUGGCAUCUUACCUUAGAAACCCCCUGAGGAUCUCGUAUGACUUGGUUGCAAAGCUUAAAGAAGAGCUGGAGGGUUAUUUGGUGGAGCGGCAGGUACGGAAUGUCACUCUGAUGGUCUGGGCCAACAGACACCUACACCUCAUUGCUCAGAAGUUGUAUCUCAGCAAUGAAGAGGAUGUUCAUCAGAUGCACAGCCUCUUAGCGGAGUACUUUCUGGGUGCGUGGUCAGGAGGCAGGAAGAAGAUCUUUACCUAUGAUAACAAUCAUUUCACAUCCCUUAAUAUUUCUCAUCACAAAAACCCUCACCAUCAGCAGCCCCACGAGAAGCCCUCGUCAGACAAAUAUUCCUACGACAGGCAGACUCCUGAGCAGCCUUGGGUGUUCCAGUGCAACCUUUUGGAACCCGACAUUUUCUUCGUCAAUCAUCGAAAAAUGACAGAACUGGUGUACCACCUGAGCAGGAGUGGGCGCACUGACGAUCUUAUGUUUGGGGUCAUCAUGAACUUCAGCUGGCUCUAUACAAUGAUCAAGAUUGGCCAGUUUGAAAAGGCUAUUACAGACAUUGACCUAGCUUAUAGCUAUACUCAAGAAAAGGAGCUAAAGUUCUUGGCCACAACUCUCCGUAGUAUCAAAGUCAAAGUGUUGAAAAAUCCAACAUCGCUGUCGGCAGAACUGCAGCAAAGGUUGUUGCCAGUUGUCACCUCCCUUCCCAAGCUCAGACACCUCCUCUUGGAGUGUGACAAAGACGGCCCAAAGUAUUGCUCUAUUGUGCCUCUUCACUCCUCUAUGGAUGUCACCUACAGUCCAGAAAGGCUUCCUCUGUGUUCCAGCUACAUGCAAAUAGUGGAAAUCCUGCCUACACUGGCCCCAAACAUUGUCCUUGUGGCACUAGAAGAUGGAUCUGUCAGCACAUGGGAUGUGGAGAGCAGACAACUUCUGCGUCAAAUUGAUACAGCUCAGUCUGUAGUGCUGGGAAUCAGGUUAACCACUGAUGAGAAGUAUCUUGUUGUGGCUACAACCAAAAACACGCUGCUCAUCUAUGACAACCAUAAAUCCUGCCUUUUAUCUGAGGUUGAAAUCAAGGGAUCUAAGCAUGGUGGUGUCACUGGGGGUGUGGCCUUCAUUAAUGGUUUUACUUUGUCUACUCAUCAUGCUUUGGCUUGGCUCGAGGCGAGUAAAGAUGUCAAUGUCAUUGACUUACUGUAUGGUUGGCCUCUCUACCAGUUCCAUUGCUGGUAUGAGGUGACAUGUGUCCAGUGCUCUCCAGAUGGGAUGUAUGCAUUCUGUGGCCAGUAUCUCAACACUGCAUCAAUAUUUCAUCUGGGAAAUGGAGACAAGUUGGCUACUGUCACCUCUGAGUUUUCUGGGGGCUUCGUCAAGUCCAUCCUUGUUCUGGACACUCUUCACCAGAUGGUGAUGAUUGACAAUGAAGGCAGUUUGUCUGUUUGGAACACAAAAGAAAUCACCAACCCACGACUGAUGGAAGAUUAUGACUGUCGAGGCGAUGAAAGUGAAGUUGUAGGCAUUGAGUUAUCAGAAGAUCAGCGAUCUAUUCUCAUUUGUAAGGCCAGAAGCAUUGAGGUUUUGGACACAAAAGUGUGGAAAAUGGUUGAAAAGUUCAAAGCCAAGCGUAGUGAACGCUUUGUGGCUGCAGUUCUCUCCAAGAAUGGCCAAAGCAUUGUGGCCUCCAUGGAGAACACAUCAUCCAUUUUUGUCUGGAGGAGGGACAGUGGACAGUGCAUGGCUAGCCUAAUUGAGAUCUCAGGGGCCAUCGUCAAGCUCAUUAAAUCAGUCCACCACAACCUGCUGCUUUCUGUUGCCAGUAGUGGAGUGCUGUCAGUUUGGGAUAUCGAUAUUAUCACUGCCAUGUCAAAUAUUGACAAAACGGGCAAGAAAAUUCAAAACUUACUACUAACUGGCAGAGAGGAUUACGUAUUCACCAUGGACGGCUCAGAAGCUGUUCACAAGUGGAACUUUGGCACAGGUUUCAUUGAGACAGUCUUCAAACAUGAGGGCAUAGUGGAGAACUGUGUCCUAACCUCCUCAGGGGACCUCAUGGUGACAUCAGAUGACAAGUGCAGUCAGUACAUCUGGCAAACAAAUACUGGGGAAAAUAUCUUCCGCAUUAAUGGACAGAGAAUAUCACAGCUGCUAAUUACACAUAAUGACCAAUUUGUUGUGUCCCUCUGUGAGCAAAAUGCCUCCAGGGUCUGGAGGCUUGCUACUGGGCACAAAGUGUGCAACAUCUUAGUCACCCUCCAGAAUGCCCUGAUCACAACAGCCAACACUUUCCUUGUGGGAACAACUAAAAACAAGCUCCUCGCUGUCAGCCUUUGGUCUGGAAGCGUAUCCAAGAAGUUUGUUUGUGAUGAUGGCAUUACCAUCGUUAACUUCAAACUCAUUCCGGACUGCCCAGACUGUGUGGUUUUCAUCACAUCCACUGAGACCGUCUUCAUCUGGAAUGUCGCAGAUGAGUCUGUUUGCAGGAGAGUCCAGCUGCCAUCCAACUUCCUCAAAAACCUAGAGGACUUUCAGAUCUCACCAAAUGGGAAACUAGGAAUUGUGUCCAAAGGCGAUGAGAACAUUAAUGUCCUAGACCUUCACAAUGGAAAACUGAGACUUGUCCAUGCUGCUGGUAUUAUUUGGAGGCAGAAAUUAUCAAGGGAUGGACGUUAUCUUGUAUACGUGUGUUUCCGGAACUGUGAUGAAGACGACGAGGCUGGUGUUGUGUCCAGUCUGAUUGUGAUGCGCCUUGCUGAUGGUAAGAGCAUCGGAACAUGCUCUCUAUACAAGACACCCACUUUCUUGUCUCUCUCACAACGUGCGCUGAACAUCAUUAUCGGCUUUGAGGAUGGUAGCAUUGGCACAUACACAGUUGUGGACCGCGUGGACGCUGCUCUAAAGAUAAAGAUCGCCACCUCAAACAGCCGGCAGAUUGUCAACAACGCCUCACAAAAGGUGCGGCCCAAGUGCAGCAACCAUUCCUUUAAGACCAUUGCUGACUGCGUUUGGAGGGAGUCCACAGAGGUCUUCUCCAGGGAUAGCCCCAUCAAUGUGUCAGACUCUGGAGAAGGUGAGACAACUACCCCUACCAAAAAGGGAGAACUGGUGCAGUAAAUGCC
Molecule: messenger RNA, 5682 nt
Organism: Thalassophryne amazonica
Lineage: Eukaryota; Metazoa; Chordata; Actinopteri; Batrachoidiformes; Batrachoididae
Product: NACHT and WD repeat domain-containing protein 2
Exons: 8
Coding region: 479-5677 (1732 amino acids)
Molecular function (GO): protein binding
Source: RefSeq, a predicted model, not a curated record